UCGGGAUCGGGAUGUCCUUUGUACCCUAACUUCCUUUUCCGAUCGGUAGCCAUUGAUUGAAAAUGGGCCGAGUCAUUAGGUCUCAGAGAAAGGGUCCUGGAGGCAUAUUCAAGGCCCACACUAGAAACAGGAAGGGUAAAGCAGCCCUGAGAGCCGUAGACUUUGCUGAAAGACAUGGAUACAUAAAGGGGGUGGUCAAGGACAUUGUCCAUGACCCAGGACGUGGUGCACCUCUUGCUAAGGUAGUGUUCCGUGACCCAUACAGGUACCGUCUGCGUACAGAAACCUUUGUCGCAUCAGAGGGAAUGUACACUGGACAAUUUCUCUACUGUGGAAAGAAGGCCAACCUUCAGAUUGGCAACAUUUUGCCAGUGGGUGCCAUGCCUGAGGGUACCAUUGUUUGUUGUUUGGAGGAAAAGAUGGGAGACAGAGGCAAGAUUGCGCGAGCCUCAGGAGACUACGCGACAAUUAUCUCCCACAACCCAGAUACCAGGAAGUCAAGGGUCAAGCUUCCCUCAGGCUCCAAGAAACUUAUUCCCUCUGCCAACAGAGCCAUGGUUGGUAUCGUAGCUGGGGGUGGACGUAUUGACAAGCCCAUGCUGAAAGCUGGUAGGGCUUACUUCAAGUACAAGGCCAAGAGAAACUGCUGGCCCAAAGUCAGAGGAGUAGCCAUGAACCCUGUGGAACAUCCUCACGGAGGAGGUAACCAUCAACAUAUUGGUAAAGCUUCUACAGUUAGGAGAGAUACACCCGCUGGUAGAAAGGUAGGUCAAGGCCAGAUUUAUCAAGGUCAUACGGGACAGUUAAGAAAAACAUACCUUGGAUUAAAAGUUGCAGGAUUGCAGAAGUAUACAUUAAGUUCCUUGUCCUGAUUUUUAGGGUUUUAGCUUUAUGUUAUCUUUUAUUAAAACAAAACAUCACAUGUUAUGUAAAAUUCAAAUAUUAUUCUAGAAGUUUGGCCUAUAAUGGACCGUGGAAAUCGGCCUGGAUAGCUCAUUGGUUAGAGCACUUGACUCGUAAGAGGCCAGGUUCGAUUCCCAGUCCAGCGAUAAAUUUUCUUUAAUGUCUUUAUACAUGUACAUAUAUUACAUAUGUUCUGUCCCUGAUUAUUAAUGUUACAGUUAAUUGGAGUACAUUAAGGCUUUGAAUAAAGUGGAUGUCACUUUGCAUUACAGGUUGGUCUUAUUGCUGCCAGGAGAACUGGUCGUCUACGUGGAACAAAACAACAGAAACCAUCCGAGAAAGAUUAAUAAACUGUUGUUAUUAUUGUACAGAGAAAUUAAAAAAAAGUGCAACAACAA
Molecule: messenger RNA, 1301 nt
Organism: Ostrea edulis (European flat oyster)
Lineage: Eukaryota; Metazoa; Mollusca; Bivalvia; Ostreida; Ostreidae
Product: 60S ribosomal protein L8-like
Exons: 6
Coding region: 63-872 (269 amino acids)
Biological process (GO): cytoplasmic translation
Cellular component (GO): cytosolic large ribosomal subunit; ribosome
Molecular function (GO): RNA binding; structural constituent of ribosome
Source: RefSeq, a predicted model, not a curated record